UCAGUGUAUGUUGUUUUUUUUAGAUAGAAUGAAGUUAGUGAGUGAUGUUCAUGGAAAACAAGUAAAGCAAUCAUUGUAAUUUGUUUGUGGUUAUAUUUUAUUUCGACUUAUUUCAAAAACGUACCGUAAAUACAGUUUACGCUUUACAAGUGAUCGUUUUCGGGUACAAACUAAUCGGAAUAAAUAAAGUGAAUGACGAGUGUCCGGCUUACAUGUUCGUUAAAAGUGCAGUGCAAGUUGUUGAAGAUCGGUGUAAAAAUGAAGCGUAGUGCUAUUGUCGCUUUUUAGCGAUGUGUGAAUUAAAUAUAUCGGAUUGAAAGUGCUUAUAAAUUCAUGGUGUUUUUAAAAGAAAUAGUGCCAUUGGGAAAAAAUAGUUCGAAUCAUAGGGUCCUUAGACGAGCAGACGGAUUCUAUCAUGGUCGUAAAACGUGCUGCGGACAGUGCGGACUCACCGAUACUGGAGGAGGCGGGCGAGAGCGGCUCUGAACAGAAGCCCAAGCCUCUACUUAAAUAUGGAGAACUUGUUAUACUUGGAUACAAUGGGUUCCUACCGAACGGCGAGCGCGGUCGGCGCCGGAGUAAAUUUGUUCUGUACCGGCGGCCGCAGGCGAACGGCGUGCGGCGGUCGAAGCACUACGUGGUGAAGACGCCGCUCAACACGAAGGCGAUCCUCGACGCCAGCCAGCACUCCAUCUCGUACACGCUCAGCCGCAGCCAGGCUGUCAUCGUCGAGUACACGGAGGACCCCGACACAGAUAUGUUUCAAGUCGGGAGAUCGUCGGAGCCGCCGAUCGACUUCGUUGUGAUGGACACGGUGGCGGGCGACAAGAGCGGCGACACCAAGAUCGUCCAGAGCACGAUCUCGCGGUUCGCCUGCCGCAUCAUCGCCGACCGCAACGACGUCAACAACUGCCGCAUCUACGCCGCCGGCUUCGACUCCUCCAGCAACAUAUUCCUUGGGGAAAAGGCGACGAAAUGGACGGAGAACCAUGAGAUAGACGGGCUGACGACGAACGGCGUGCUGAUCAUGCACCCGCGCGGCGACUUCUGCGGCGGCAGCGCCACGUGCGGGCCGUGGCGCGAGAUCUCCCUGGGCGGCGCUGUCUUCUCGCUGCGGGAGAGCCGCUCCGCGCAGCAGAAGGGCUUACCUUGUCAGGCGGAAAACAACGUGUUACGAGACGGCACGAUGAUAGACUUGUGUGGCGCCACACUGCUGUGGAGAAGCGCCGAAGGACUUAAGAAUUCACCGACAAAGCGAGACCUGGAGGCGUUGGUUGACGAGCUGAACGCGGGGCGGCCGCAGUGCCCCGUCGGCCUCAACACGCUGGUCAUCCCGCGCAAGCUGUCCGCCGCGCAGCAGGACCUCAACCAGCCCUACGUGUACCUCAACUGCGGCCACGUGCAGGGCGAGCACUCGUGGGGCGCGGAGGGCAGCUCGUCGGGCGUGCGGCGCUGCCCGAUGUGUCUGACGGCGGGGCCGGUGGUGUGCGUGUGUAUGGGCAUAGAGCCCGCCUUCUACGUCGACGCUGGCCCGCCCACGUAUGCGUUCAACCCGUGCGGGCACAUGGCCAGCGAGCGGACCGUCAAAUACUGGGCUGGCGUGGACAUCCCUCACGGCACGAACGGGUUCCACGCGAUCUGCCCGUUCUGCGCCGCGCCGCUGCAGGGCACGCCCGGCUUCGUGCGACUCAUAUUCCAGGACAACCUCGAUUGAACGGGUUUCGACAACCCACGCAAUUUAUGAAAGAAAAUAACAUCCUGAUUCGCCUAAUUAUGUCAUUAUUCAGUAGGCUUACGUCGAGUUUGUAAUUUAACAUCCAGGACUUAAACUGCUUUACUGACAUGAGCUAAAAAUGUUUGUAAAAGUUGGAGGGUAUAUCCCGGCCACCGAACACAAAAAAUCUGGCUACUGACUUAUCGCUACUUGUCUUUUAUUCACACGCAAAAAUCUUGUUAUCGUGCCUCUAUAAUACUUAUGGAAACUAGAUACGCAAUCUAUGCGCGUAACAAGUAGCGAUAGGGCAUUAUCUGAAAUUCUAAAUGUUCAGUGACCAGGCUAUACAGAAUACAAUAUGGCUACAUGCUAUCAUAAGCUAAGCCUUCUGACUGUUGUGUUAUCUGUCAACACUUUGAGAACAUAUUCAUGACUGCACCGAUUGUUUGUUUGGAAUCUCAUAUAACAUUUGUCUAGUUUGUAAAUUAAGACAACUAUAGAGGCAUUAACCGUAACUAUUGCUUGAAAAAUACAAUUUUAAUGUCAUUAACUGCCUCUAUUACAUUAACUUUUAAGGGAUGUAUAAUG
Aricia agestis (brown argus) is the source of this 2302-nucleotide messenger RNA. It is a transcript of the gene Pli, whose product is annotated as protein pellino. Gene Ontology annotation, biological process: regulation of Toll signaling pathway; protein polyubiquitination. The transcript has 10 exons. Gene Ontology annotation, molecular function: protein binding; ubiquitin protein ligase activity. The record is from RefSeq and is a predicted model, not a curated record. The coding region runs from base 416 to 1714 and encodes 432 amino acids. Lineage: Eukaryota; Metazoa; Arthropoda; Insecta; Lepidoptera; Lycaenidae.